AUGAUGGCUCUGUGGGAGUUCAUCGAGACACACUAUGGCGACGUGCAAUUGAAGGAGAUCGUCCACGUUGAGAAGGACUUUUCCUUCCACGUUCCUGAAGCCAAUGUGGAGUUGCGUGGCGUGUGGGAUCGCAUUGACCGAGUCUCUAGUCGUACGGGCGAUGGAUCUUCGUCUUUCGUGAUCAAGGAAUUCAAGUCAAACAUGGGCGGCGCCGAACGCAAUAUGCGCAAGCUCGCGGAUGACAGUUUACAGCUCAAAAUGUACAUGUACGCCUUCCGCAAGGUCUUCGGCGAGGCUCCGUAUGGGGCGAAACUGCAGCAGAUUGGUGGUAAUUACAAUGAAGCAAGUAAACCAAGUCGCAGAAGAAUCAGCAGAGCAGGAAAUGACGACAACGGGUUUGUACACUUCUCUGAGGAGGCAGCACAGGAAGCCGUAGACGCCAUCGUUGAGGUCGCGUUAGGACUACGACGCGGAGAUUUUGAGCCGAAACCGAGCUUUGUCGAGUGCGCUUUCUGUCCGUACGCUGGGUCUGCUUGUCAUUUUGCCACCGAUGAUGCAUCACAUGAACGUCAGUCUGCAAGGAGAGCUGGCGAGGCUGCUCAGAGAUAA
Messenger RNA from Phytophthora nicotianae INRA-310, 609 nucleotides. RefSeq lists its product as hypothetical. The transcript has a single exon. The record is from RefSeq and is a predicted model, not a curated record. Lineage: Eukaryota; Oomycota; Peronosporomycetes; Peronosporales; Peronosporaceae. Bases 1 to 609 code for a protein of 202 amino acids.